Molecule: messenger RNA, 3949 nt
Organism: Scomber japonicus (chub mackerel)
Lineage: Eukaryota; Metazoa; Chordata; Actinopteri; Scombriformes; Scombridae
Product: ADP-ribosylation factor-binding protein GGA1-like
Exons: 17
Coding region: 39-1997 (652 amino acids)
Biological process (GO): vesicle-mediated transport; intracellular protein transport
Cellular component (GO): trans-Golgi network
Molecular function (GO): phosphatidylinositol binding; ubiquitin binding; small GTPase binding
Source: RefSeq, a predicted model, not a curated record
CACGCGAUGGUUGGCCACUUGUUUAGAAUUCCCGAAAGAUGGCGGCGCCUCCAGAUGAGGCUAGCCUGCAGUCUCGCAUCAACAAGGCCACCAACCCCCUAAAUAAGGAGGCUGACUGGGACUGUAUCAAUGGCUUUUGUGAUCAGCUCAAUGAUGAACCAGAAGGACCCCAGCUUGCAACCAGACUUCUGGCCCACAAAAUCCAGUCUCCUCAGGAGUGGGAGGCUAUGCAGGCACUUAUGGUUCUUGAGACGUGCAUGAAGAUCUGCGGAAAGCGCUUUCACGGUGAAGUGGGGAAGUUCCGCUUUCUUAAUGAGCUCAUAAAGGUGGUCUCACCCAAGUAUUUGGGUACUCGGGCUCCAGAACCAGUAAAGAAGAAGGUCUUAGAAAUGAUUUUCAGCUGGACAGUGAGACUGCCAGAAGAGACCAAAAUAGCAGAAGCCUAUCAGAUGCUGAAAAAACAAGGUAUUGUCAAGCAGGAUCCCAUGCUUCCUGAUGACAAGCCACUACCGCCACCUCCACCCAGAACCGCAAGUGCCAUCUUUGAGGAUGAGGAGAAAUCCAAGAUGCUUUCUCGUCUGUUGAACAGCACUCAACCUGAAGAUCUUAGGGCAGCAAACAAACUCAUUAAGGAAAUGGUCCAGGAGGACCAAAAGCGAGUGGAGAAAGUAUCAAAGCGGGUUAACGCCAUCCAGGAGGUGAAAGAGAGCGUGAGCCUGCUGAGCCAGCUGCUAGAAGGCUACAACAAAGAGAGCUGCUCCGAGAGCAACCAGGAGCUGAUUAAGGAUCUUUACCAACGCUGUGAAAAGAUGAGGCCCACGCUUUUCCGAUUAGCCAGCGAUACAGAGGAUAAUGAUGAAGCCUUAGCGGAUAUCUUACAGGCCAAUGACAGUUUGACACAGGUCAUCAACCUGUACAGGCAGCUGGUGAAGGGGGAGGAGGUGACAAGUGAUGGCAUAACCAAAUCCUCACAACCAGGCAGCAGCAGUUCAGCACUUGUUGACCUGGCAGGGCUUAAUCCAUCAGCCAGCACAGCACCGUCCAACCAAGAGCCCUCCAGCCUACAGAUCCUGACUCAGAGCAUGGGCAUCAACCUCCUGGAUGAUGAACUCAUGUCACUGGGACUGAAUGUAACUGAAAACUGUGAUCCUCAGAACAUGUUUCAGUCCUGUGAUGGCACAGAAUUCUACACUGCAUCAGUCCCAGCCACAGUGCUGCUACCGGCUGUGGCCCAAACUCUGCAGGCCCCACCAGUAGGGGGCCCCACAGCUGCUCCCAAAGCCAUGGAUGAGCUAGACUUGCUGGGGAAGACAUUAUUAGAGCAGUCUCUACCUCCAGAGAGCCAGCAGGUUAAAUGGGAUAAACUCCAACCUCAGUCAAGAGUCCCCUUACGAGAUCUCCAGACCAAGUCCAGCACCAACUCUAGACCUGCUUCUACUGCAACUACAACCUCCUCCGGUGCUGCUCCCGGGCCAACAUCCAGCCUGGCUUUCCACUCUGAACAGCCUGACAUUCUCCUCUCCAAUCCCAGUCUCACAGCUGCUGACCCCCACAACAACAUCUCCCUAGCUGACGUUACAGUGCCUCUGGAAUUAAUCAAACCAAGCAGCUUGUUACCAGUGACUGUAUUUGACAAACACAGCCUCCGAGUUUUAUUCACGUUUGCUCGUGACUGUCCACCGUCACGACCCGACGUGCUGGUGGUGAUCAUCUCCAUGCUGUCCUCAGCUCCCAUUCCUGUCACCAACAUCCGCUUUCAGGCAGCUGUACCCAAGGUGAUGAAAGUGAAACUACAGCCUCCUUCUAGUACUGAGCUCCCAGCGUUCAACCCCAUCUUGCCUCCAUCCACCAUCACACAGAUUCUGCUGUUGGCUAAUCCUCAUAAGGAAAAAGUGCGUUUGCGGUACAAGAUUACAUUCAACCUUGGGGACAAAUCUCUCGAUGAAUCCGGUGAUGUGGACCAGUUCCCACCUCCAAACACCUGGGGGAACCUUUAGUGUGAAGGAAACACCUUCCUGUCAUCUGAUCUGCUGCUUCCUUUUUAGAUUUAGGUUGAAGUUGUCCCUUAUCGCCGGCUGAGGCUAAACGUCCUCUGUACACUUCAGUGGUUUCAAACUCUGGUUUGAUAACACAAACUGACGUGAGGCCAGCAGCGGGGAAACAGCUUCUACCUUGUGCCUUCCUGUCCUUUAUCCAAUCAUCUCCAUGUUCCUGUGUUUCGUAGCUACAUUCCCUUCUUCAAACAAUCAGUCUAACAUGGUGAUAUAAAGCACACUGGCAAAAAACACUGAUCCAAUCAAUGCAGCGACUUUUCGGAAAAACAAGUUGAGCCUUUUAAAAAAAACUGAAUGUGUGCAUUUGGCUGAUUUACAUACCGUUUAACAAUCCUCUUAGAUCUCUUACAUCAUGUAAAUUACACGUAGAAGAUGCUGUCUGACAUUUUUACAAAGCAAAGCAAGUGUCAUAUGCACACAGAGUAAUAUACAACAGCCAAAAACCUAAUGUGUUUAAUUUAUGAUAUAGAAUAGUCAGUAUUUUACUUGAUUAAUCUGCAUUGAAAGUUGUUUCUGAUCACAUGGCAACCUGUUUCAGAGCUACUGUUCGAGGAAGAGGUGUCACAGUGAAUAUAACGGUCAAAUGGUGUCAAGCUCAACUUACUAGCUUAACCCAUUAAUAUACCUCAGAAAGUCAAAGACAGAGUUGCAUAGGGAAAUGAUGAAACUAAAUGUAAGUGUAACCUCCCGCAUUUAAAACAAUAGGUAGUGAUGUUCGCUGUCGUCCAGUGGAGACGGUUCAGAGUGAGAGGAGUUGAUCUGAAAUGCUGAAGUACUUGGACCAUGAGAAUCAGACUUGAUGUAUGUAAGGAGCUGACACACAUAAUGUUUUGAUUUGUGUCUUUUUUUUAUUUUUUUUAUUUGUGUUUCGGCAUAAUUCCAGUUGUGUGUCAAAGCUGUGACAGUAGGGCUUUUUUCACAGCAGAUGUUUUGAUUUGUCACAGUGGGGAAAAUCACAGGUGUCACAUGAAACAUUAAUGAACGUUCUGUUCUAUUAAUGAAGUCAUAACAGUGUGAUAGUGAGGCAGCAUGUAUACUCCAGGACCCAGAAAACAGAAGAAGCAGAUAAAUGGACUUCAGCAUUCAUUAAUGUUAUUUAUCGACAGCUGUGUUUUUCCUGUUGUGCUCUGUCAUAAUGUGUUCAUUGAAGAAGGCUUACGACGGAGGGGCGGUAAAUCUCUGACCCUUUACAAACGCUGCCAUUUUCUCCCUCUUUUUAUUGUUGCACUUUUCUUUGAACACUUCUACAUUACGUUUCACUCAGGAUUAUGAUUUGGAGAUUUAUUUUUUACACAACUUUGACCUAUCAUGCACUUAUUUUUAUUUUUUUUUAGUUUUGCACAUGAAACAUUCCCUUUCACAGCACAUUUGUCUUUUCUCAUCUGCUGCCUUUCUGCUGUCAAUCGACCCAAAGAUGGGACGACAAGUCCUGAGUUGACAUCGCUGACAUUCUAUUUGAUUCUACCACAUGUGCCUGAGAUGAAACUCUUACUUUGCUUUUUCUUUGUACAUAUACUGUAUGUAAACAAAUGACUUAAUCUUUUUUUUCUCUGCUUUAAUAUGUUCAUGUCCUUUUCAGAAAAGACUUUGUGAAACAAAUGAUGGAAUAAUCAUGAAAUCCAUGUUCAUUGAGUUAAUCUGGAGCAUGGGUCUGUGAUCACUUCUUAAAUUAUACAGACUGAAAUAAAGGAAUUGGAGGCAGACUGGUUCCAUGUGACCUGUGCCAUUGUGUAACUGCAGUAGAGGUAAAGCUGGAGAAGUAAUGCUAUUAAGUUACAAAUAGCAUGAGGGAUCAAUUCAAGAAUGGCCUACUGAGUAAUAUUGAUUCAGUUAUACAUUUACUUGAAAGCAAGUGUUAAAUAAAUGGUGCACAAACCCACAUCAAUGAACAAUCA